This is a messenger RNA of Symbiodinium sp. CCMP2592, 1395 nucleotides long. NCBI's taxonomy places the organism in Eukaryota, Dinophyceae, Suessiales, Symbiodiniaceae. The record is from the annotation of a GenBank genome assembly.
AUGGCCCAGACAUUGCCCACACCGCAGUUGCCUGGAACGGUUCCGCAGCCCUUUGCUGGCGUCGGCGUCCUGCCGCGACCGCCUAUGAAUCCAGGUAUGUGCGCCAAUAUCAUGCCUCCUAGACCACUGCAGCCCAUGCCGCCGAUGGGAGCGGGCAUGCCGGGUGGCUGUCCUGCCCCCCGUCCCAUGGGCCACUUAGCACUCCCCUCUCCCUACAAGGAGCCCUCAUUGCCUCCUCGACCACCGGCCGGCUCCCUGCCACAGCAGCUGGCGCAGCUUGCAGCAGCGGGUUCGCCGCAGGACCCCUCUCGUGGGCCAUCAGAUAGGAAGCCACAGCUGUACAUGCUUAUUGCGCAGCUUGCCACGCACGUGGAGGAGUCCCACAUGCAACAGAUACUGGAGCAGUGCGGAGACAUUCAGGCCUUCCGGCGAGGACAAGAUGCCGAGGGCCGACCCAUGAGCUUCGGCGUUGCACAGUUCGCAGAUGCGGAGUCUGCCUGGAAAGCCUUUACCUGCUUAAACAAGCGACGGCUGGCAGGCCAAGAGAUUAAGGUGCUGCUCGAGGAGAACACGGAGCAAACCAUCCUCAGGUGGAAGACUUCGCAGAAGGCAGUCUACCAUGUCAACAGCGACGAGGAACUCGAGUGGGAGUUGGAAAGAACAGCAGUGAGCUGCAAAGCCCUGCUUGACUCCAAAAUCGAGGAGCUGUAUGGUGCUUCGGAUGUCUCUGGUGGGGCGGCAGCCCAGAGAAGGAAAGAGCUGCGAGAGCGUGAGCAAAAGCGAGUGGAUCGGGCGAGAAAGCGAAAGGCCUGGCGCGAGGCAGAGUUCGGUAGAGAGCUGGACAGACUGCAGGCCGCGGAGAAAAGGCUUCGCGACGAGGAGAGGGAGCAGGACGACGCAGAUCGUGAGAAGGAGGACCAGGAGGUCCAAGAGAAGCAGAGGAAGGAGCUCAAGCUCGAGAAGCUCGAGGCCGAGGAUGGCUUGGUUCGUACGCUGAACGUGGCGCAGCUGGCGGACAAUCGGGCGCUGAUGCAGAUGGUAGAGAAGGUCCAGGAGGAGCCUCGCGAGGAGCUCUUUACGAUGAAGCUGGACACAGCGUAUUUGCGCAACGAGCGCUUGCUCGAGCGAAAGCUGCGGCCUUGGCUGGAGCGAAAAAUCGAUCUCUACAUGGGUGGCCAGACGUCAGACCUUGUGGAGCUAGUCAUCCGGCGGGUCAAUGGUGCGGUGCAGCCGGAUCCGCUGAUAGCCGAGCUGGAGAGGUUUUUGGACGAGUACGCCGAGCCUUUAGUCGAGCGUCUCUGGCGCAUGCUUGCGUUGGAGAUGAUGCAGAAUGGCAUUGCCCUCCCCAGCGUGGUGAAGCGACAAAAGAAGGAGGAGCUGAAAGAAGAGAAGUGA